CGUUUAAAAUGUCGGUGACGUGUGUCAUGUCAUUAUAGUUUUUUGCCGAAUGUAAUACGCUGGAAAAAUGGAAUUAUUCAAAGUUUCUUCGCUAUUUGCGCUAUUUUUCUUCUUAGACGUAACUUCAGCUUUAUAUUUCCACAUAGCUGAAGGCGAAAGAAAAUGUUUCAUAGAAGAAAUUCCCGACGAUACAACAGUUAUAGUGAAUUACAAAGUGGAGUUAUAUGACCCGAGAUCGGGAGGUUUUAUGCCAUCGACCCCUGGCAUAGGUAUGCAUGUGGAGGUUCGAGACCCCAAUGAUAAAGUGUUGAUGUCUCGCGUGUACUCGUCAGAAGGCAUGAUCUCGUUCACGUCGGUGACGCCGGGAGAGCACGUUAUCUGCAUGUACUCUAACAGCACAUCUUGGUUCAGUGGUUCCCAGCUUAGAGUGCACCUAGACAUUCAAGUUGGUGAGCAUGCAGUGGACUAUGCCAAUGUGGCUCAUAAGGACAAACUGACAGAGCUGCAGCUUAGAAUCAGACAGCUGCUUGACCAAGUACACCAGAUCACAAAGGAACAGAGCUAUCAAAGGCAUCGUGAGGAGCGUUUCAGACAGACUUCAGAGAGCACAAACCAGCGUGUGCUCUGGUGGAGUCUUCUUCAAACUGGUGUGCUUGUGGGCAUCGGCUACUGGCAGAUGAGACAUCUCAAGAGCUUCUUUGAAGCAAAGAAAUUAGUCUAAAUUAUUCAUAAUAAACACUUAUAAGUUUA
Spodoptera frugiperda (fall armyworm) is the source of this 750-nucleotide messenger RNA. RefSeq names its product transmembrane emp24 domain-containing protein eca (gene eca). The coding region runs from base 68 to 721 and encodes 217 amino acids. Gene Ontology annotation, cellular component: endoplasmic reticulum; COPII-coated ER to Golgi transport vesicle; Golgi apparatus. The record is from RefSeq and is a predicted model, not a curated record. NCBI's taxonomy places the organism in Eukaryota, Metazoa, Arthropoda, Insecta, Lepidoptera, Noctuidae. The transcript has 4 exons. Gene Ontology annotation, biological process: Golgi organization; endoplasmic reticulum to Golgi vesicle-mediated transport; intracellular protein transport.